This is a messenger RNA of Penicillium coprophilum, 810 nucleotides long. Its product is annotated as syntaxin family protein. The record is from RefSeq and is a predicted model, not a curated record. The transcript has a single exon. NCBI's taxonomy places the organism in Eukaryota, Fungi, Ascomycota, Eurotiomycetes, Eurotiales, Aspergillaceae. The coding region runs from base 1 to 810 and encodes 269 amino acids.
AUGACGAACCCGGCCCAGCUAUUCCUACUCGCCGAUCAUAUUAAAUUAUCCCUUUUGGAGCGCGAAAGGGCAAUUUCACUCGAUCUCGAGCCUAAUUCCAAAGAUGGAGAGAUCUCUUGGUCUCUCGAGUCCCUUCGAGAAAGUAUAGAGGCUCUCGAAGCCGAACAAAUUCGACUAGCCAAUUCGCACGACAGUGCAGGCGCCGCCGCACUGAAAGACCAACUCAGCCCCCUCCAAGCCCAAUACAAAGAUCUUUCAACGCAGUUCUAUGGCGCAGAUGGCGAGCCAUCGGGCAACAAUACGACGCAGGCGUCGAAACCAGCCACCCCCGAUCUCAAGCAGCCAAUCCCGCAACAUCCACCUUCCAAAUCCGUCCGCUUCAUGGACAACUCUGCUGCUGCAGCCGCUGUGCAGGAUGAGAUUGAUGUGGAAGACGAGCGCAAUCGCAGCAAUCUCUUCCACCCAUACCGCGAUGAGCCAUCGCCACGACCGGAUCAGUCGAACAUGGACAAUCAGCAGAUUUACGAUCACCACGCUCAAACUAUGCGUGACCAGGAUGAUCAGUUAGAUCGACUGGGCGAAUCAAUUGGUAGACAGCACCAGCUGAGUAUUCAGAUUGGGGAUGAGCUGGACGGCCACGUUCAACUUCUGGAUGGAAUGGAUGGGGAUGUCGAGCGCCAUCAGAAUCGACUGGAUGGCGCGAGACGACGGAUAGAUCGGAUUCGUCGUAAGGCGGGAGAUAACUGGAGCAUGAUGACUAUCAUUGGGUUGAUCAUCGUUCUGGUCAUCUUGAUCGCGAUCCUGAAAUGA